This is a messenger RNA of Sphaeroforma arctica JP610, 744 nucleotides long. RefSeq lists its product as hypothetical. NCBI's taxonomy places the organism in Eukaryota, Ichthyosporea, Ichthyophonida. Bases 1 to 744 code for a protein of 247 amino acids. The transcript has 2 exons. The record is from RefSeq and is a predicted model, not a curated record.
AUGGAGCAUUCGGACAAUGAGCUGGCUACAGCCAUUUUGUUCCAGGUAACGGGCAACGCGGGGGGUAUGGUGUCACAAGAUUCGUUCAAGACAUUUCGGUGCAGUCUGACGGUGCCCCACGUAGACGACUACCCCACUUCGGGUGGGGGGGGGAGGGAGGGCAAUGUGCGCCUCGUGUUUGGGCGGGCCACGCACCAGCCGGACAUCUCAUCUAUGUACCGGGACAAGUCCACGACGGGCUUUACUUCGCUGUCGAACGCCGACUCUUUAGUCAAAGUACUGUAUGCAUCGGGUGCAAUUGUGAUCCCUGAGCCUGGUGACAUUGUGUGCUGGACCUCUGGAAUAGUCCAUUUUGAGAUGAACAUUGACCCAAAAGGCAACAGGUUUAAGCCUACGCGGGGUCAUGUACAGGAACGCUAUGUGGUUGGGACGCACAACCCAAGCGACAGCCUGACACAGACGCAGCUGGAAACACUGUCUGGAAUGGCCGAGUCUGGGGUUAUCUUGCACCCGUACGUUGGAACCAAGAGCCAGUUUGGGCCCGCAAAUGCCAACAACUUGCACCGCAAGACCACCCAGUUUUGCCGCCGCAGAGUCCAGCCCAAAGGUGAGAAGGUGCGGUUUGUUGCAGCAACCAAGGCCUGUCAGACCAAGGUACACAAGAUGACUGACCGGCGCCGGCAACUGCACGGUUUACGGAUCAAGAACCCCAGACGUCUGUUUAAGGACCCUCUUGCCCAAUAG